This is a messenger RNA of Didymodactylos carnosus, 826 nucleotides long. The record is from the annotation of a GenBank genome assembly. Lineage: Eukaryota; Metazoa; Rotifera; Eurotatoria; Philodinida; Philodinidae.
AUGUGGAGGAUACGGAGCAGAGACAAAAAGAUCAGUUAUCCAACAAAUGUGGAUACAUUUUGCGCUAGAAGCCAAAAGCCGACCAAAGGGCGCAGUGGAACUGUGGCAGAUCGUCGAAAACUUCGAAAACAAGGGGAAAUGUCAGAAGCAAUUGAUUCACUGAGCGCUGCGUCGAUCGAUCAGAGUGUCUCUCCUGUACCAAAGGGCAAGAUCCAUUUCGCCAGGCGUAUCUGGCGAACGACAGCCAAGCAAACCAUGGUCGAAGAAGAGGUGGCCUGCUGGGAACGUCGUCUCUUAGCCAGGCCAUUGCAACCGUCGUCGACUUUGUUCGAUCGAAUGAUAGACGAUAUCGAUGCCACGGAACAAACAUCACCAACUGAGUGGGAGCAGAUGAAGCAGUUGAAGAAGGAUAUUAUUCAUCAGUGCAUCAUUACGGGUCGUGGCAUGGCACACAGAUAUCACAACGAUGUUCUGCACGAACAGAAGAAGAAGUACUUCGUCAAGUGUGGGGUCGAUGAAUCCACAGCGGAAUGGCAAUUGGAAGUGAUCCAGGCGAUUGAGACUCGACAGCAACGUUUACAACAACGAACACAUUUACGAGAACCAGGAGAACCGUUAGUAACGCAAGCGCCACGACAAGUAGUUCUGCUCCGAUAACCAGGACAAGUACCAGGACGUUCUUUACCAUAAGGAGGAUAAGUGAAAAGAGUUCCACCAUUAUUAGGACCACCAAUAAUAGGUAUAACAGUACAACCUUCAGGACACGUCCAUUUGGAUGCUUGGCUGCUGAAACCAACUAUAGCCAGGAGGAUUAUUACUGAGACUA